Messenger RNA from Arxiozyma heterogenica, 3420 nucleotides. RefSeq names its product hydroxymethylglutaryl-CoA reductase (NADPH) HMG1 (gene HMG1). Lineage: Eukaryota; Fungi; Ascomycota; Saccharomycetes; Saccharomycetales; Saccharomycetaceae. Gene Ontology annotation, biological process: ergosterol biosynthetic process; coenzyme A metabolic process; isoprenoid biosynthetic process. Bases 1 to 3420 code for a protein of 1139 amino acids. Gene Ontology annotation, cellular component: endoplasmic reticulum membrane; peroxisomal membrane. The transcript has a single exon. The record is from RefSeq and is a predicted model, not a curated record. Gene Ontology annotation, molecular function: protein binding; hydroxymethylglutaryl-CoA reductase (NADPH) activity.
AUGCCUUUAUUCAGUAAAAAAUUCAAUAUAUUGGCUCCACCUUUAGCGCAUCUAGCUAGAUUCUCUGCUAGAAGACCAAUCCACAUUAUUUUAUUGAUUCUUUUAUGGUCAACCUUUGCAUAUGUUGCUACUAUACAAUAUUAUUUUAAUGAUAUUUCUUUUGAAUCUAUAAAACAUAAUAACAAUAGUCAUAAUAUAAAUAGCACUUUGAAUUUACCAAGUUCGGAUAUCAGUUUUCUACAAAGUUGUUCGCAUUACCUAUAUAAUAACAAUAACAAGGUUGCUAAGCAUGAUUUGACUUCAGUUUCCUUUGACCAAGUUAUUAAUUCUUUAUCUGGAAAUACACUUGUACCACAUUAUUACUUAUCUCCAUUAAAAUUUAUUGAUUCUGAAAACAUCCUACCCAAUUUAAAUAAUUCUUUAUACCAAAUCAAUGAUACUCAAUAUAUUUUAUCAACUAAUUCAAAGACCAGUGAAAAGAUUAUUGGCCAAAAAUUUAACUGGAGAUUACAAAGUCACUAUAAUCACGAUAUAAUCAGUCAAUUUUGGCAACAAAGACAUUCCUUGUACCAUACAUUGAUCAAAUCCAUCAAUUCUUUAUCUAAAGACUUUGAAAAUACUGAUUCUUUGAAUUUUUUUAUCAUUUUAAUGGCUUAUUUAACGAUGGGUUACACCUUUAUUAAUCUAUAUGAGGAAAUGAAAAGUACCGGUUCAAAAUUUUGGUUAAGCUUUGCCACUUUAAUCAAUUCUACUUGUGCGUUCUUUAUUUCUCUAUUUGUAUCUCAUUACGUUUUUCAAAAGGACGUGUCUAUUUCAACUCUUUUACAAGGUAUUCCAUUCAUCGUUGUAGUACUAGGUUUUAGACAUCAAAUCAAAUUGGCUUCUUCUGUGCUAUAUAAAUCCAACUUAUAUUCAAGUCAUCUUUCUUCGAAUGAACUUGGUACUACUUUAAGUCAUCAAACCAACCAUAAUCAUCAUCAAACAAACGAUAAUAUAAUAUAUGAUGCAAUGGUAGAAUAUGGCGGCCGUUUUGUACAAGACACAUCAUUAUGUCUGAUUGCUUUUAUCGGUUGCUCUCUUUACACUUACAAGUUAUCAACACUUUCAAAUUUCUCUCUUCUUUGUGCUUUAAUCGUUUUAUUCGAAUUUAUUUUAACCAUCACUUUCUUCUCCGCUAUAUUAUCUUUGAAAUUGGAAAUUAAUUCAAUCUAUAAGUCCACACUUAUCAAACAAACUUUGGAAGAAGAUGGUGUGACACCACAAACUGCUGACAUCAUUUCUAAUACUGAUAAUAAUUCAAUUUUAAAGGUCAAUAAAAAUUUCAAAUCUGAAACUGCUAUUGUUUUAGGUAAACUUGCUUUAAUUGCCUGUUUAAUUGUGAUCAACAUUAUCAAUUUCGUACCCCAAUCAUUAUCUGUAAUGAGCGCAUUAUUAAAUUAUAAUUCAAAUAAUGAUGUCUACAAUAAUUUAGCAACCUCUACUUCUAUUCAAUUAGACCCUAUCUUACCAGAUUUAUUACAAAAAAAUAUUAACUUAUUAUCAAAGGGUAACAUUAUUGUUUCAGUGACUCCAAUUCGUUAUUAUACCAAAUCGACUUUUAUUUAUAAUUUUAGUGACAAUUUCAUGGAUUUGUUACAUUAUCUAAGUAAAGUUAUUCGUGACAGAUUUGUCAGUAAGGUGGUCUUUGUUUCUUUGAUUAUUAGUGCCUCUAUCAACAUAUAUUUAUUAAAUGCUGCUAAGAUUCAUACUAGUUACACUGUGGCUGAAUUUUUGAAGAGAAGGAACAGUAUCAAGUCCAAAUUACUUUCUUCUUCACUUGGUGGUUCCAAAAAUAAAGCCAAUAAAAUAACUGCCAAUGAUGACACACAAUCACAAAGUAAUAAUUCUAGUGAUACAAUUAAAGAUAACGACCAACAAGUUACUGUAUCAAAUGAAACACCUGCUUCUAGUUCCAAAUCUAAAAAAAAUAAACGUAAAUCAAAAAAUAAGAAUAAGAACGCAGCAACUGUUCUUGAAGCCGAAUCUGAAGUCGAAACACCAAAAACUUUAGCUGAAUUAGAAAUUAUAUUAAAAGAAGGUAACGUUGCUACAUUGAAUGAUGAAGAAGUCACUGAAUUAGUCACAAAUAAUAAAUUACCAUUAUAUGCCUUAGAAACCAAGUUAAAGGACACUACUAGGGCUGUUGCCAUUCGUCGUCAAGCAAUCUCGAUUUUAUCAGAUUCCCCUGUUUUAGCCACUGAAAGAUUACCAUACAAGCAUUAUGAUUAUGAUAGAGUCUUUGGUGCAUGUUGUGAAAAUGUCAUAGGGUAUAUGCCUUUACCUGUUGGUGUGAUUGGUCCUUUAGUCAUAGAUGGCGUUCCGUACCAUAUCCCAAUGGCUACUACUGAAGGUUGUCUUGUUGCCUCUGCCAUGCGUGGUUGUAAAGCUAUCAAUGCUGGUGGUGGUGCAAUUACUGUAUUAACUAAGGAUGGUAUGACAAGAGGUCCAUGUGUCAGAUUCCCAACUUUAACAAGAUCUGGUGCUUGUAAAAUUUGGUUAGAUUCUGAAGAAGGUCAGACUAAAGUUAAAAAGGCAUUUGAUUCUACUUCCAGAUUUGCUAGAUUACAACAUAUUCAAACUGCUCUAGCUGGUGAUUUAUUGUUUAUAAGAUUUAGAACCACUACAGGUGAUGCUAUGGGUAUGAAUAUGAUUUCAAAGGGUGUAGAAUUCGUCUUGAAACAAAUGAGAGAAGAAUUUGGUUGGGAAGAUAUGGAAAUUGUUUCUGUAUCUGGUAAUUAUUGUACUGAUAAAAAACCUGCUGCCAUCAAUUGGAUUGAAGGCCGUGGUAAGAGUGUCGUUGCAGAAGCUACUAUUCCAGCUGAAACCGUGAAAAAAGUAUUGAAAAGUGAUGUCAAAGCACUAGUUGAAUUAAAUGUUUCCAAGAAUUUAGUUGGUUCGGCUAUGGCUGGUUCUGUAGGUGGAUUUAAUGCUCACGCAGCAAACCUGUUAACUGCUGUCUACUUAGCUUUAGGCCAAGACCCAGCCCAAAACGUGGAAAGUUCUAACUGUAUAACGUUAAUGAAAGAAGUUGAUGGUGACUUAAGAAUUUCUGUAUCAAUGCCAUGUAUUGAAGUUGGUACAAUUGGGGGUGGUACUGUCUUAGAACCACAGGGUGCUAUGUUAGAUUUAUUAGGAGUUCGCGGUCCUCAUCCAACUAAUCCAGGUAAUAAUGCUCGUCAAUUGGCCAGAAUUAUUGCUUGUGCAGUUAUGGCUGGUGAAUUGUCCUUAUGCGCUGCUUUAGCUGCUGGACAUCUAGUGCAAAGUCAUAUGACCCAUAACCGUGCAAAGAAACCAGAUGCUACUCCUACACCCGCAGCAAUUCAAUCUCCCGCAGAUUUACAAAGAUUAAAGAAAGGAUCACACGUUUGCAUUAAAUCAUAA